Messenger RNA from Symbiodinium sp. CCMP2456, 1839 nucleotides. The record is from the annotation of a GenBank genome assembly. Lineage: Eukaryota; Dinophyceae; Suessiales; Symbiodiniaceae.
AUGGAGGACAGUGAUCAGGCCUUCGGACGCGCAGCAUCCACCAAGUCAUGCACGUCGUCUUCUUCGUAUAUUGAUGUCGAUAACCUCGCUGGCUUCAUCACUCCUGACUAUCGCAAUUCCGGCUUCAUCACUCCUGACAAUCGCGAUUCCGGCUUCAUGACUCCUGACUAUCGCGAUUCUGGGACCGUCACGCCGGAUUAUCUUACGCGAGGGAAGAGCAAGCGGAGCACGCCAAGCUCAAGAUCUGUGUUCAUUGGGGAAGCUUCCUCGGUGCCUUACUCGAAGUGCACUUGGGAUUUCUUCUUGAGCCAUAAGCAGUCGAAUGCCCAAGAUGCCAUCCAAAAUCUUCGCAUGGCUCUCAGUGAGCGUAUGCCUUCGUGCAGCUUUUGGUUAGACAUUGAACAGGAUCCUACGGUUCCCGGCAUGUGCCAUGGCGUUAGCAAUUCGAAGAAUUUUUUGUUGUUCCUCACCCAGGGGGUCACGCAGAGCAAGUUCUGCCAGAUGGAGAUGCGCUGGGCGAUGCAAUCGGGCAAGAACAUCGUCCUUGUGGCUGAAACAGACGAACGUCACGGCAAGCCCGAAUUGGGCGAGCUGAUCGAGCGAUGCCCAGAGGACUUGAGGAGUCUCUUUGAGGAUCACGUGAUCAUCCCUUGGUACCGUGAUCCUGAUCUGCGAUCUGUAUGCGUGACGAAGAUCCUGAAGAAAUGCAUCUUCGAAGUGGAUGCAGAGAAAGCCUCCAUCACUUCAAAGCUUCAGCGGCCGCUGAUGUUCAGCAACAACGAUGAACUGGUGAGUUUGGCCUCGUCGGAAGAGCGGGCUGUGCAAGUGAUCGACCAGAGCUUCGUAGUCUUCACCAGCGUCUGGGGCGUCGCCUUGCCCGGUGCUGGUGCAGUCGUCCGGUGCUGGGCCAUCUCUGUAACCUUCCUGGUGUUGGCUUGCGGAGGUCUUUGCUUGAGCCUCUUUCUCCAUCAAACUGGUCCGACCUGGCUGGAUUCCUGGACAUUGCUGCAAAACACCGUGGCCCAUCUGAUUGUCUUCCUGUUCCUGCAGGUGGUUCUUUCAGUUUUGCGCUCGGACAUCAUCCUGGACUUGCUGGAGAACCAUAUCGAUUGCGGCAAGGCCCAGGCGGAGAACCUUCGUUUCCGGACGAAGGUCCUCUCCGCAGUGGUGUGGAUCCUGGCGCUGCUGAUGUCAGGUGCAACCGCCUGGGGGUUUGUGCCGGGAUUCCUGCAUCCAAGCUACAUCGGAGCCCUCGGAAACGACCUGCCCGACCAUCGUUUCUUCUUCGCCAUCGCUCACACAUUCGCGUAUCUUGUUGUGCUGCCAAUCAUGUUCGGCAGCGGUCUGUCGGCCGUCCUCAUCUUGCUCCUGCUGCAAGAGCUGUGCUUCAUGGGCUUCCUGACAAGUCUCCAGCGGCUGAACCCGGACAUCGGCACUGUGGGAGUGCACCAUGCAGCGGCAGCUGCGUCUCCUUUGCAAGUCGAAGACGGAGAUCUGACCCGUUUCAAGGUUGGCUUCGUGAAGACCUGGCAGCUGCACAAGAAGAUCCAGAGGCAGAUCGCCCUCCCGUACAUUUUAUAUUGGCUCUGUCACCUGGCGGCUUUGCCGUGGUCAAUCAUCAGCUUGUGCAAGGGCUUCGGCCCAGACUCUUCGGAUGAGAGGCUGGAGAGGCUGCAGACAUACAGCCACCUGCAGGUGCGUUUGUGGGGGAAUCUGCUACUCAGCCCCACGUUUGGCAUUCCCACUUACAUCUUUGCCCUUCUUCCGUGGCUUUCGGUGUAUUACCACCGGCAGUUCUUCAACUUGACGAAGCAGAUGAUCUUUGCCAAGACGCAAGUU